UUUCCACUAAAUUUUCUUUUAUACUUUUAACUUUCUAACGUUUUAAAUUUAUUAUAAUAUUUAAUGUGCAUAAGAUAUUUAUAAAUAAUAUCUUUAUCAUGAUUAUCUUAUGAAUAUAGUAUUCACACUUGUAUUUGUUCUUGCCACAAACCUAUGUAAAAGCUGGAUUCUUCACAACCCGUUAAUUUUAAAUAACUAUUAUUUUAACACCAAAGGCAUUGGGCCAUUGUAUGCCAAAAAGAAGGUUGGUCGAGUGCUGGUAACUCUCGAAUGUAGCAUAUCACGCAAGCUUGGAGUUCCUCCUUCAAGAUAUUAUACAACUAAGAAUAAAGUCAACACACCUCAGAGGCUUGAACUCAUGAAAUAUAACAAAUACUUAAGGAAACACACACUUCACAAAGAAAUACGUUAAUUUCAACUAAUUUUUUAUAUUUAUUAA
Messenger RNA from Theileria parva strain Muguga, 439 nucleotides. RefSeq names its product Ribosomal protein L33 family protein (gene rpmG). Lineage: Eukaryota; Apicomplexa; Aconoidasida; Piroplasmida; Theileriidae. The record is from RefSeq and is a predicted model, not a curated record. Gene Ontology annotation, cellular component: ribosome. The coding region runs from base 110 to 412 and encodes 100 amino acids. The transcript has 2 exons. Gene Ontology annotation, biological process: translation. Gene Ontology annotation, molecular function: structural constituent of ribosome.